AUGUACCAAGAGCUAUUUAGGAAACUGAGGGAAGAGAGGAAUCAUUGCUUUAGAGUUAAACAAAAUCUUGCUACAACUAACGUUGAAUUAACAUUAAGGGCUCGAGCAAGAGAUGUAACAACUUCAUCUAAGUACUCAAAAAAUAAUAAAAACAAAUACGGCAAAGUCAAGGCACCUUACUGGAAAACCGUACAAGAGACAAUAAAAGCAGAUAUCAAUCAACUAAAGAACCAAGUAGGUCAAAUAUUGGAGGCCUUGAAGUCCUUAAAGGCCUCACGAGAAGCUUCAUCAGCAAAGGGUGAGGAAAACACUCACGUCGCUCUUGUUGCUUUCCCAGCAUACGGAUUGCCAUUUGGUUACACCCCACCUGUUGGAGAAUAUUCAGAGCCUGAGCAUGGUUCCUUCUCAUUCCCGAUCAAAACUUCAGAGAAUGAAGCGGUCACCUUUGGGGGACCCCAAAAGACUAUAAUGCCCAAGACUUUAAACACAACUAUCGGUGAUAACUCUUUGGAUAAGAUUACAUCACGCCUUACUAUGCAGGUCGUAUCCGUAGAUGUUGAGGGAACAAAAACUAAAUUGGAAAUUUUAGAAGAACGACUACGAGCUAUCGAGAGAGGUGGAAAUUAUGGGUUUGGCAAUGUUCCAGGUUUAAGCGUAGUUCGUGAUGUAACAAUACCUCACAAGUUUAAGGUUCUAGAGUUCAAAAAGUACAAGGGUACCACAUGCCCUAGAAGCCAUCUAACCAUGUAUUGUCAAAAGAUGGUUGCCUAUGCUUAUGAUGACAAAUUGCUAAUCCACUUCUUCCAAGACAGUUUGGCUGGGUACAAGUAUAACAUGAAUAUUGCGCUAGAUCGAUUGCAAUUGCAGAACAUGGCCAAAAGGGAUGCAGAAUCAUUUAAAGAGUAUGCCCAACGAUGGAGAGAGCUUGCUGCUCAGGUGGAGCCCCCUCUUCAUGAUAAGGAAAUUGUGGCAAUGUUUGUGAGCACGUUACAACCACUAUUCUAUGAACACAUGGUAGGGAAUGUAUCUUCAAUUUUCACUAAUAUUAUCAUCAUAGGUGAAAGGAUAGAGAUCAGGUUGAAGAAUGGAAAAACUGCAUAUAGCCCACUCGCGGCUACAACUCCUAAAAAGCUCAAUUUCAAGAAGGAAGUAAAAGUGCACGCAACGUCAAUAGUACCAAGGUGGGAAAACCAAGCCCACACUCAAACUACCCACCAAGCACAAUCUCCACAACAGGGAUUCAAUCAGCAACUACACGCCUCAAAUAACACUUGGAAAACUGAGGCUAACACAAAUCUCAACCAGUCUUUAGGGCAAAUUGCUAGUCCCAAAAGGAAUCAAGAAAGGAAUUUUAUUCAUUUCACUCCUAUUCCCAUGGCUUACACAGAGUUAUUACCAGAUCUACUCCGUAAUGCUUUAGUAGUCUUUUGCCCGAUGAAGCCAUUGCAACUGCCAUAUCCUAAGAAUUUUCAUGUAAAUGCCACAUGUGAUUAUCACGGGGGAGCCAUUGGUCACUCUAUUGAGGAAUGUUUGUCUUUUAAACACAAAGUGCAAACUUUAAUCGACUCAAGGUGGUUAAAAUUUCAAGAGAAUAAAUCCAACUUUAAGGCCAACCCCCUCUAUGGGCAUGAUAAUGCUUCGAUAAAUGCUAUGGAUCUCGAGGGACACAAGUUGGUGAAGAAUGUGAGCAAAAUUAAGAGUUCACGAAGGUUUAUUUUUGAGGCACUACUAACAGUAGGAUUGUUGGAAGGUGAGUAUAACUUAAAGGAUGCAUGCAGGUUCCAUCCAGGUGCUAAGCAUUCCAUCGAGGCGUGCGACAUGUUCAAAAAUUUUCUACAAAAUUUGAUUGACAAGAACUUCGUGCAAGUAUGGUAUGGGGAUAAAGAGGACAAAAGAAGGCUGGUAGAAGAAAAGAAGGAGCUAGGCCUAGCUCACAUAGAAGGAUGA
This is a messenger RNA of Vigna unguiculata (cowpea), 1947 nucleotides long. RefSeq lists its product as uncharacterized. NCBI's taxonomy places the organism in Eukaryota, Viridiplantae, Streptophyta, Magnoliopsida, Fabales, Fabaceae. The record is from RefSeq and is a predicted model, not a curated record.